This is a messenger RNA of Pocillopora damicornis (cauliflower coral), 1865 nucleotides long. RefSeq names its product prostaglandin E2 receptor EP4 subtype. Gene Ontology annotation, molecular function: G protein-coupled receptor activity. Gene Ontology annotation, biological process: G protein-coupled receptor signaling pathway. The record is from RefSeq and is a predicted model, not a curated record. Gene Ontology annotation, cellular component: plasma membrane. Lineage: Eukaryota; Metazoa; Cnidaria; Anthozoa; Scleractinia; Pocilloporidae.
CUAGUGUCUUUUGUGCACUUUUGUGUACUUUUGAAUAAAGGCAGAAAUACGUUGAUUUACAGGUGGCAACAUGAUGCGGCUCACUUAGAGUGCUUUUAACGUAGACAGACUCCGUGAAGGCAGCUCCUCCGCAAAUCGUUUCUAAACCUUUUGGUUUUCAUCGACACUCAUGGCCCUGUAACCAAGAAGGAACAGCACAGAGGCUUGCUUGAUUUCUGAGAUAUGGAAACCAAAUCAGAAAACCACAGCAGAGAUUACGAAAUCAAACAAAAUUUCAUUCUAGGCGUUUGCACGAUCGUCUAUGCAUUUGUGACUGUAUUGAUAAACUCCAUAGCCGCCUAUUAUUUGCUUGUAUUUAAAAAAGUGUCAUUCAGCAGAAAGAAGUAUAAUGAUUUACUAAUGGGCCUUCAGGCACUCAUGGGAAUUCUUUUGGCGCUUACCGGGUACACUUGGACAGCGGUUGCUUAUCUGACAGGUGAAUGGCCUGCGGGGAAAGUCGGUUGUUCAGUGAGCACGUUAUGUUUGCUGUUCUUCGGGACAAUGACAGUUAUGAUAACAUUGGUUAUGUCUGCGGAAAGAUUUAUCGCCAUGUGUUUUCCUUUCUACUACGAGCAACUCAUAGAAUUUCGCAAAAUUGUAUCAGCAACUGUGUACAUCUUCCUACACGCAGGCGCACUAGCGAGUCUCCCCGUUAUAUUAAAAACAGUCGAACUCACAAAGCAACCAGUACCCAUUUGUUUGUACUCGCUUUAUUCACAAAGUUUACGAGAAGAAGUCGUAGUACAUGCGUUUGUCUGCAAUUUUUCACUCUGUAUUCUUCUGAUGCUCAUCAUGAACCUGUCAGUGUUAAGAGCUUUGAAGAAAAUGGACCGGUCAGUUGGAGUGGAGAUCAGGGCUCAGUUUGGCGCAGAGAAGGAAUCCAUCAUCCUGUCCAAUCUGACAGGUCUCAUGGCUCUUUUUUAUUCUCUCUGUUGGCUGCCCAUUGUGAUUCGAGUGGUGCUCAUUUAUCAUGUAAAUUGGCGCAGCACGUAUUUUGAUCUAUUGGCGUUUGCGUUGUCCACAAUUGACCCGUUUGUGCAUCCAGUCACGUGUAUACUGGUGAGCCAGCGAUACCGAGCAGGUUACAAGGCUGCUUUGAAACAUAUCAUUUCCAUAUUAGGAAGUCGGACAAAGAACCGAAACGGCGAGUCGAAAGUGCAGGAAUUUCCUGUCCCUGAAGCUUUUCGAAAGUCAACAGUGCUGAGAAAAACAACAGGAAACGGAGAAUUUGACGAAUUCAAUGUUAGUAGUCCAUUGUAAGGCUUGGUAAAUGCCACAGAUUUACUAUCUUAGUGUUGGUGGUUAAUGUUCGUCGAAAUAAAUUGAAAGCCAAAGUAAAGAACUCCACGCAGAAAUUUCACAGUGUGAAAAAGAGCAAUGAAUACCACACAAUGUAAAGCAUUCCGAACCGCACGUCUUAGUAAAAUUCAGGAAAUGUCACUCGACUGAUGUGUGGUGUUUUAUCGCCUUUGUGUGCCAUUCUCGAGAGUGGGCUGACUCUAGAGCGCUAUUCAACUGUGCGUCCAUAAAACAAAUCUUACGUAAAGUUUGACAUAAAUUAAAAUUCUGAGUCCCCUUAAGAAUCGUACCUGAGACCGUCCACUUUCAGCCAAUAAGAACUAAGAAAUAUUUCUAAAGUAACCAAUUAGAACUCAAAGUAGAAACAUGUGAACUGCCCUGCGCGCGUGAAAACGCGGAUUACCAAUUCGCGACCGGCGUUAGUUUUACAACGUAGACCUGAAGGUUAAGAGGAUGGCCUGAGUUUUCUGAACCAAUCACAGCGCAAUAAAAGGGAUGAACCAAUCACAGAAGACAAAAGGAAUCCC